GAGAACUAUGAAGGCUUACAGAAAGCUCUGCUUUGGCCUCAUCAACAUUAUCUCCACCCCCAGAUGCAACCUUACAAGGGGAACUGGACCCUGGUGACUGAAUUUGUCAUGGUGGGCUUUUCUGGUGUCCAAGAAGCCCGCCAUCUCUUCUUCAUACUUUUCCUCGCCAUGUACCUGUUCACCAUGGCAGAGAACUUGGCCAUUAUCUUUGUGGUGAGCUUAGACCAUAGACUCCAGAGGCCCAUGUACUUCUUUCUAACCCACCUUUCUUGCCUAGAAAUAUGGUAUACUUCAGUCACUGUGCCCAAGAUGCUGUCAGGAUUCACUGGGACAGCUGAAGGCAAGAGAAUCUCCUACUCUGGAUGUCUGUCCCAGCUUUUCAUCUUCACCUUCCUUGGUGCCACAGAGUGUUUUCUGCUUGCUGCCAUGGCCUACGACCGGUACGUGGCCAUCUGUGAACCUCUCCGGUAUGCGGCCGUAGUCUCCUGGGGUACCUGUAUCCGCCUGGCUGCUGCCUCCUGGCUUCUGGGUUUCCUCACCCCAAUUGUGCCCAUCUACCUGAUGUCCCAGCUCACAUUCUGUAGCUCAAAUGUCAUCGAUCACUUCUUCUGUGAUGCGUCUCCCUUGCUGGCGCUCUCCUGCUCUGAUGUCACGCUGAAGGAGAGAGCUGACUUUCUGAUCUCACUGGCUGUGCUUCUGGCUUCUUCCACAGUCAUCGCUGUGUCCUAUGGUAACAUUGUGUGGACUCUACUGCACAUUCACUCGGCAGCAGAACGCCGGAAGGCUUUCUCCACCUGUGCUGCCCACCUGACUGUUGUGAGCCUUUUUUAUGGGACGCUUUUCUUCAUGUAUGUCCGAACCAAGAUGCCCUCCUCUAUGAACUUCAGCAAGGUGGUGUCAGUGUUCUACUCCAUUGUCACACCCAUGCUCAACCCCCUCAUCUAUAGCCUCCGAAACAAGGAGGUAAAGGGGGCCCUGGGCCGAGCCUUGUCAUUCAAAUUGUUUAAAGGGUCAUGAAUAGACAAAUGGUUUAGAUCUUUGAAGAAAAGGAUUGUACAUUUAGAGCUGGAAGAGACCAAAGUGGUCAUUAAAGCCAAUUCCCUCUUUCUACCUCCCUUACAGAUUUAGAAACAGAUCUAGAGAAAGUGAUUAAUUUGCCCAAAGUUACACAGGUAGUGUGAUUUGAACAUGGUUCUCCUCUGAUUUCAAACUUGCUGCUUUUUUUCAGCUUACCAUGAGA
Messenger RNA from Sarcophilus harrisii (Tasmanian devil), 1240 nucleotides. Its product is annotated as olfactory receptor 6Q1. The record is from RefSeq and is a predicted model, not a curated record. Gene Ontology annotation, cellular component: membrane. Gene Ontology annotation, molecular function: olfactory receptor activity; G protein-coupled receptor activity. NCBI's taxonomy places the organism in Eukaryota, Metazoa, Chordata, Mammalia, Dasyuromorphia, Dasyuridae. Gene Ontology annotation, biological process: G protein-coupled receptor signaling pathway. Bases 64 to 1017 code for a protein of 317 amino acids. The transcript has a single exon.